Molecule: messenger RNA, 9892 nt
Organism: Hemiscyllium ocellatum (epaulette shark)
Lineage: Eukaryota; Metazoa; Chordata; Chondrichthyes; Orectolobiformes; Hemiscylliidae
Exons: 49
Coding region: 130-9522 (3130 amino acids)
Source: RefSeq, a predicted model, not a curated record
ACAGACACAGGGGCAGUGUGCACUGAGCGGAAUCACGUAGGGCAGACACUUUUAUGGAGAAAUUCAAGUGGCUGCAGAGAGCGGUGUUGCCUGGUGACAAGAUCAGAGCGGCUCACGGAAGUUGACAAAAUGGAUUUGCUGCAACAACAAAUAAUUGGACUAUGCCGUGUUCACCCUGAAGGCGUUCCUUUAUCUCAAUUAUCCAGCCUAUACCAGCAGAUGUACAAGACAUCAUUGGAGUUGUCAGAUUAUGGGUUUCACUCCACAUCAAGUCUCCUGGAGCACAUGAAGGAUGUGGUCCAAUUGGAUUAUGAUGGACGAAAGGUCAUUAUUAAGUCAGCAAGUGGGAAAGGAUCAGCAGAGUGCAGCUGUCCUUCCAGCAGCAUGUUAGAAAAGUUGCCUCUGGUUAAUCUAUCUUACAACCAAAUGCGGAUUCCAAAUCAGCAUCAGGUGAAUAAGGAAGCGAGAUUGAAGGAUGAAUUGAUGAGGCUCUUUUGUUGUUACCCUGAAGGCAUUACUCUACAUAAGUUAGAGAAACUUUAUAAAAGACAAUACAAGAAGCCUUUGAAUGCUGCAGACUACAAAUUUCCAACAGUGCAAGCCAUGGUGGAAUCGAUGAAUGACAUUCUCCGACUAAUACCCACUAACAAAGGGUUUACCAUCAAAACCAAAUCUCGACAGUACACAAGAAAAAUGCAAGCGAGGAUCCUUCAGAUUCCAGAGACAUCUUUUGGUUCUUCUGAAACUCAGACUUUGAUCCAGGGAGAAAGUAAACGUGAUUGCAAACCGGGGAAUAAAUCUUCUUUGGCACAGCCACCAUUGCAAAAAAAGAUCCCUACAGGUAAUGAUUUAUUGGCGCUUCAGGAAGAAAUUCUAAACCUGAUCAAAGAUAAAUCCAAAGGCAUUCCAGUGCGACGAAUAAGGAAGGCGUACAAGACGGCUUAUGAAAAGCCCUUGACUCUAGACUCUGGAUCUCUCAAAGUUGCACUUAAACAGAUGAAGAAUAAGCUGUUUGUGCAACAUUCAGGAACGUAUGCUCUUGUUUUUGAGAACGAGCUUGCAGCAGUCAAAUUAAUGGAGCAACUUCGGGCUGAGAUAGUGGAUCUCCUGCAAACUGAGCCAAAUGGCAUUCCUGAAGCAAAACUAUGUGAGAUGUACAACAAGAAAAAUCAUUGCAACCUCAGAACAAAAUCUUAUGGAUUCGGCUCCAUAAGUGAGCUCAUCAGAUCCAUGGCUGAUGUGGUGGAUAUUGUCCGAACAUCCGGAAAAAAUGUGAUCAAACUGAAACCCGCACAACCUUCUGGAGUGAUAAAAACAGAAGACAACAAAGGAUCAAAGCCAGUUCCUGCCCCCUUACCAACUCCUCGUGCAAUGUAUGGACAAAAUAUAACACCAAUGAAUGGCAUGUUCUAUUCUGCACCGUUGAAUCAUUUUCCAUUGCCACCAGUAGUAACAUUUGGUUUCACAGAACGUCAAACAGUCUCGCCAGCAUUGUCGGCAUCGUCUUCGGAAGAUGAUCCUGAGAAAAGUGGAGGCGGUGCAAAACCAAAAAGUUGCCAGAGGGAAGAAACCUCAAGGAAAUGUUAUUCACCUGCAACUGCUAUCAGUCCAUGGCAGGUCCAAAAUACAACAGCGCAACCAACUGAAUCUUACACACUUAAUCAAAAGAUGACUGCUUCAGUUACUCCAGGAUCACGUUCAGCUUCCCCUGCCCUGACAACAGUGUCUUCAGAUGACUUCCCUACAUUAGACACAAAAGCAUCAAAAGAAGAACUGAAAAAGCUGAAAGAGGAGGAAUUGAGGAAGAUGAGAUUGAAGGACCAAUCUACCCAAAACUACCAUCGAUGUGUAAGAGAGGAACAUCGUUCUGUGAUGCAGUCAGCAGACACGUUAGCCUCAGAUCCUCUAAUGUGCCACAGAAAUAAGAAGAUUAACGUGGAAGAAGUGAAUCAGCAAACUGAAGAGUUUAUUCGUGCUUUAGCUGCUGAAAGAGAACAGGUCACUGAAAAAAAGGUAUUGGAUAGAGUUUGCAGACAUUUUCGGGUGCAAAACAUGAAAGACAUUGGCAUCUGGUCACCUGUCAGACAACUCUCUGCAGUUCAAGAACUUCGUCAGACUCAACGUGAAGUCACCAUUUUCAUCGAAGCUUUUGAAACUAUGCGGAGUGUCUGUACGCUUUAUGAGCUGAAUCAGUGCUUGGGAGCCCUGAAAAACAAGCCAACUUUUGAAGAUCUGAGACUUGGCCCUUUAUGCAAACAGCCUCUUGUGCACAGGUUAUUCAAAGUGCCUGAGUCUUUGAAGGAUGAGGAUAUAUUUGAAAUUGAAACCGUGGAUAUUUUACAGAGUAUCCGUGCAUAUAGAAAAUCCAGCAAAGAAAGAAAAAUAGAUUUGGCUGACUUCAUAAAAUAUUUAGCGGACCAAUAUCAUUGUGACUCGCCAUACGCGCUUGGAAUCAGAAUUACUAGCAUUGGGCUUCUAAUAUCAACUCUGGGGAAGGUUUCAAGCACAGAACGAGCUGCUAUAGACAAGGCAAAGAAUCGAGUUCAGAAGGAAAUAGAGGAGGAAGUAGAUAAUCGUUUCAACAAAGUUAAGAAAAAUCUAAUGGAACCCUUUGGUGGACCACAUCUGUAUUCUACCAGUGGAUCUCUGGAUCUCCGGAAGCAAUAUGCCUCUAUGACAGCAGCAGAUGCAAUCCUUCAGGUGUUCAUCAAUGCAACGGAAGUCUUCAGUAAUAAAAUGACUAAGCAUGUUCAGGACUUCCUGAUCAAGAUAGGAGAAGAUCGUCUGGCACGAGCACUCUUUCAGUUAGCCAUUUGCUGUGGUACCCUGGAAGUUCCUCAGGACCAGGUGGCGAAAGAGAAAACAAAUAAGACAGCUGUAAAUAAAGCGAGGGACAAUGAAACUCUUCUUCCUAGUGAAGGAUCUGUAAGAGAAUAUUUGGAAAAGAGCCUCUCCACUGUGACUGGGUACUUGAAUCUUGUCUAUUUAUGUAAACUGGAGAAAAACUUAGUCGAUCACUUCAAAUUGAAAGGCUUUGUUGACAUGGGACAUGGUACUUUCCUUGAAUAUCUGCUGAAACACUCUCAGCUGCUGGAAGAAACUGCUGGAGGAAGUUUGUUUCUAUAUCCACAAGAUACUGGAAUGUGUGGAUUCCGACCAAGUCAUCAAGAUGUAUAUGAGUUCAUCAGGCAAUGUGGGACCCUGGAGGAUUCCAUGUUUCCAGCAAUCGAGGCUGCACUGUGUAAGCAGUUUCGUGUGAGAGCUAUCAAGGAACUUGGAUACAGGACAGUGUCCAGUAUAGUGAAGAUGGUGCAACACCAAACCAAGUCACACACUGAACAUAACAAUCUACAAAGCUUGGUGCUGUAUGAAACUGCACUAUUUUUUGAAGAAUCCAGUCAUAGCAAUAGCAGUUCUGUCGGGCUCCUUGGGGAUCUGAGUCAGGAACAGGCUUUGUCAUGUCUGUUGAAUGCUCCUUUGUUGGAAGAUCUUGCAGAAUGGUCACAAUGGGAAACGAUAUUUGAAGCACAGCACGGUUCACUCAAGGACUUCAUCGAAAAGCAUUGUGGCAAGAAAGCAGCACACCUUAGUUUGGAAAGUUCAGCUGUGCUCAAUGACUUGGUUGCCAUAGAAAUAAAACCAGGUGUCCUGCUGCGACUCACCACAGAGACAAACCCUGAGCUCUUUGCUCAAGCCGUCACCUUACAUGACCCUGUGGGGACAGCAGGGCAUUUGGUUUCCAUUGUGGCCGCAGAUGGAUUAAGGAAUGCUCCCUUGGCAUUACUCGCUAAUCAUGUGGAAACUGCCCUGGCAGCGUGCGGAGGAUUAGAAGCAAACGUCUUGAAAACUGAAGAUGGAACUUCACAUCUAUCCACCCAAUUCAUUCUUGAUUGUCUAAUCAGAAUUCCAGUGAGACUCUGCAAAUCGCUCCUACAGAAGAUAUUCCUGGAGCCAUUUUCAAGAGUGAUCGGACAAUCUGAAUCAAAAGAACUCCUGCUUCAAGCAGCGAGAUCCUCCUCCAAGUAUCUGAACCGAUUACAUGAACUGGGAAGUCUUCUGGGCAUCACAGAAUGGACGAAGGACUAUCAAAUCAAACUGGAUCCAGCAAAACUCUCAAAGCUUACAUCAAAAGCCACAAAGGCAGUGGACUCUGUAUUGGGGAGCAGUGAGUCAUCACUUGCAGGCCUGAGUGAAACGGAAGAUUCCGAUGUGGCCAAGUCUGAGUCUAAUUCAGAAUGCAAAAGUGCAUCAAUCAGUUCAGAUGAUGAAGUGGAUCAGGAAAGUGAGAAGUUUGUGCUUGCAGAUGAAGUGAGUGACCAACCACCAAGUGACGAGAAAGUGUCUGACCACAGCAGUGACAUCAUGGUCAUAAACAGUGCUGCACCAGCUUUGAGUGAUGUAACAAAUAAGGAGCAAUGUUCAGCUGGCAUUGCCAGUGAGGAAGAGAGUGUAUGCAGAAACAUCAUUGAGAGCAUCAGGAAAAAUGAAUUUGGCAUUGGGAUUGAACUAAAUGAUGAGGGGAAGAAGUUGAUGGAAGUUCACCAGAAUCGAUUGGGUAGAAGCCUUGAACGCUUAUCCACAGAGUUGUACAGUAAAGAUACACAUUUUGUCUUGGAGUUGAUACAGAAUGCGGACGAUAACAGCUACCCACCUUCCAGUGAUAGUUCUCCCAGCCUGCUGUUUGUGGUGGAAAAGGAAUGCAUCAUUCUCCUGAAUAACGAAUGUGGUUUUCAGGAGAAGCAUAUCCGAGCAAUCUGUGAUGUGGGCUGCAGUACCAAAGGGAAACAUGAGUAUGGCUACAUAGGUCAGAAAGGUAUCGGAUUUAAAUCUGUUUUCAAAGUCACAGACACCCCAGAGAUUCAUUCAAAUGGUUUUCACAUCUGCUUUAACAAGCAUAGUGGUCCAAUGGGAUACAUCCUUCCUCAUUGGAUUGAUGAUACAAGGCCUAUCAACUUAAUGGGAACAGAAGCUGAGAAAACAAGAUGGACAACAAAGAUAGUCCUGCCAUUAAAGUCACAGAACCAACAAGCGCAGAAUCUAUUCCAUGACAUAGACCCAUCGUUGCUGCUGUUUCUCCACAGACUUCGCUCCAUUACAGUCAUUAACAAGGUAAAAGCCCAGGAUUUCUGGGUGAGUCGUCAAGAUUUCAACAAUAACAUACUGGAGGUGAAACAUAAAACUGGAACUGAUCGAUGGCUGGUGAUCAAGAAGAUUCUAGAUGCAAGGAAGAUUAAAGACAAUGUGGAAUGCACUGAGUUGGCUCUUGCCUUCAAACUUAACACAGAGAAGCAGAAACUGGCAGUCAGAUGCCUGCCAGAGAAACAGCCUGUGUUUGCCUUUUUACCUCUCAGGAGCUUCGGUUUCCGCUUUAUAAUACAAGGUGACUUUGAUAUUCCUUCCUCCCGUGAAGAUAUUGACCGUGACAGUUGGUGGAAUCAGUGGCUGCGUUGUGAAAUCCCACAGCUGUUUCUGGAAGCGAUGGAAACAUUCAAAAACCAUCCGAAUUUUAAAGGACUAGAAGGUCUCUGCCAUUUUCUGCAGUUUCUUCCACUACCAGAUGAGAUUUUAGAUUUCUUUCAACCUGUUGCCGGGCAGAUUAUUCAGCUCCUUAAAGGACAGACCUGUUUACCCACAAUAGAAAACAAAGACGGCAAAACUGAAUACAGAUUACCUUCUCAAACGGCUAUAACACAUGAUGCCUUGGUACGAGAAGUGAUCACCCCAGAGCUCCUUCAGAAACACCUGAAUCUGGCUUACCUGAGCCCAGUGCUUCAGUCUGCACUCAACCCUGCCCUGGUCUCUGCCCUGGGCAUACACAAACUCAGCAGUGCUGAUAUUAUUGCAGUCACCAAAGCCAUUGCAAAGGAACUUACACAGACUAACUCUGCUUUCGAUGAUGAUGACAUGAAAAAGAUUGCAAAAUUGCUGGUGUGUAACUAUCGCAGCCUCGAUCAAGAAUAUGGGAAUACUGAACAACUCUUGGAUGAUUUGAAAUCAGUUCCAAUCAUUCCUCUUGCUGAUGGAAGGAUGGUGUCACUCAAAGGUCAAGCCAUAUUUUUCCCUCUUUACGAUGAAGAGAAUGAACAAUUUGUAAACCGCGUACAAGGUAUUCAGGAGCUAUAUCGGGAUCUGAAGACCAUCCACCCCAAUGUGCUUACCUGCCUUGACAGUUUGGGUAACUCGCAGAUUCGCAAACUUCUGGAAAGGAUGGAUGUUUAUUAUCUUAAACCAGACAAAGUCAUGUUCGAGUACAUUCUACCCACCUUAAAGGAGCAAAGAUGGAAGGAGAAGUCUCAAGGUGUUGUGGUCAGCUACAGCAUCUUCCUCAAAAUGCACUGUCAGGAUAAUGAGCUACAGCAGUUUAGACCCUACAUUCCAGUGCUUACCAACAAGGGCUUUGUCUGUCCAGUGCACGUUAAUGUCAACUUUACAUGUAACUACAAGAAUGCCAUUAAUUUACCAGUGGACCUUCCAGGUGUUGACUGGGUACUAUUGGACUCAUGCUACCUGCGGACAGAUAAUGAUUCCGAAGGAUGGAGGGUGUAUUUCAGUUCCCUUGGAGUUCAGGAUUUGUUUGUUUUUCACAAGAAAAAACGUACCUUUACAAAACAGGAACUGGUGUCUAGCCCAUGGGCACAAAUCUGUGAAUUGUGGCCCAGCACAGCAGAUAAUACAUAUAUUGUGGAAGAUUAUGUCUGUGAAGAGCUUCACACCCUCUUGACUACAGACGUUCUGUCUACUCAAAUGAAAUUCCAACAGAGGAUUAACCUGCUCAAACUUUUUGACAGAAACUGGGACUCUGGUUGCAGGCUGUCUCAGUACUGCACAGCUAGACUCUUGAACAGCCAGGAUAAAAUUCUAAAGAACGAAGUUCAUUCUUCUUUUGCAAUGUAUCUUGCAACUCUGUCGUGGUUACCCACUGACAGUCCAGCUGAGAACGGCGCAGGGUUUUGUACAGCAUAUCUACGUCCUAGUGAGGUGUACCUGAGAUCAAACAAUUUAAUGGAACUAUUAGCCAACCGCGUCAGCUAUGUAUCUUGCGAUCUUCUUGAAAAGAGCACGUUUGCUGCUUUUACUGGUAUUAAGACCUCCAUUUCUGUGGACAUGAUGAUCAACCACUUCAAAUCGUGGUGUGCGAAGAUGCCUAUGAGUGGAUCUGGUGAUUUGGAAGGUGCAGAAUUUCAGACGCCAGCUGAGCACAUACACAGAGUUUACGCUUACUUGGCAAGGAACUGCAGUGGGAGUCAGCUGACAGAACUGUUCAAACAUUUCCCAGCCGUGUUUGUACCCAGCAGCACUGAACCGAUUUGUUCUGGAAAUUUCUACCAUUUGAAGGAUGUAUUUUGGAGUGAUCCAACUAGAAUGUUCCAACGAUAUAAAUAUCAAAUUCAGGACACAAAUGGACCUCACCUGCUUGCACCUUUCUACCAUCAAUGGGACGAUAUGAAAGAUCUAUUUCAGAAGACUCUAGAUGUUGAGAAAAUACCAGCUAUGAAACACUACGUGAGUCUGCUUGUGCUGAUAUGCAGUAAGGUAUCACUUCCCAGCAGUGAUAUCCUACAGGAUGUGUCUGUGAUAUAUGCGGUUCUGGCCGAGAAAUGCAAGAUUUAUGAUAAUGAUGACAACUGGGAGCUACAAUAUCCUUAUUGCCAGACACUUAAAGGAAUGUUAAAGGAUGAGAAAGUCUUUCCAGCCAAAGAUAAUCGUUGGGUGUCUCUGGCCAGCUCCCCUAUGAUACCAGACAAUAAGCAACUGGAGCGAAUUUUUAAAGCAAAUUCCCUGUGUUUGCUCAAUCUGCCUGCAGCGGAGAGGAAUCUGUCAAACUCCAAGACCAAAAGAAAGCAAGAGUUUCGAUUUAAUGAAGACGAUCGCAACUUAUUUUUUGAGAUCUGUGGGGUGAAGCCACUCUCCAGCUGCAUCAGUGUGGAAGCCCAGACUGAGAAUUACGUCCCCUGUCCAAAGGUCCAAAACUUUAUCCAUUCGCUCGUUCCAUUCAUCCAGAGGUGGCUGUUCCAUCACGAUGAUUUCAGUCACAUUUAUGAAGAUCUACAAAGUAAUAAUGUUGCUGCAAGGCUUAAGUCAAUGAUUUUCAUACAGGUCAGUAAACUGUAUCUCCAUUAUAAAUUGACUUUGCCGGAUAAUUCCAUUGUGUAUGAGAACGAGAAUAUAGUUUGUCACUUAAAGGACAGUAAGGAAUUCUACAUCCAGAAGGAUCACAUCAGUUCACGCAUAGAUAUCUGCAGGGAGUUUGUAAAGUUCUUUAGUGGUGAGAGAAGAGAACUUAAAAAGGAACUUGAACAUUUCCUUCAGAGUCUCAUCUCCUACUUUGAGGAUGAACCUGCGCUGAAAAAGUUUUUACAGAAGGAGGGUGUUGAAGAAUUGCCAGAAGAUGAAGAGAAAUGGGAAGUUCCCAAGGCUUUAGAGAUCAGACCAGAACCACCACGACCUCCAGCACCGAUUCCAAUACAAGACAGAAAGGAAAACAGUAAAGAAAUCCUGGAGGGCAAAGACAACAAAACUGAUGGAGAGAAGACUCUGGCUAGCUGGCCUCCCAAAGCAUCCCUUCAUAAUUACACUGAUGGAACAUCCAAUAAAGCUGCAGAAGCUGUCAUGAGAAUGUGGCCACCUCCUGCACCCCCUUCAGGCUCUACUGGUAACGUGGCUGACAGUAACCACCUACAGCAUCAUCAUCCUCCUCCACACGCUGGUGACCAACAUAGGACUCUAAGCACAAGCACCAAAGCCAAUGAGGAACCUCCUCACCAUCAGGAAUGGCAGAACAGUCAGAGCCAACAUGUACCCAAAGCAGAACACACUGAUCCAGCAUCAAUUUCAGAGUGGAAGACAGAUUCAAAUCAGUCCAAGCCUCCUUGCCGAGAACCUACUGCAAACCAAACGCCGGGACAACCUCCUGAUACUACAAGUGACCACACAAGUCAACAACCAGUGGUAUCUGUAACUAAGAACAACCACUUCAGUGGAGCAGAUAUGAAGACACCCUGCUUGCCCAUUCCCCUUGAUGUUCCAGUAUGGACAAAACAGCUGCCACAUGAGGAUGUCUUGGAGGAGCUGCUAAUACAUGGCAUGAUAGAAAAACCACAGACAGUAGUGUUCAACGAGGAUAAGGUCGAGAAUUAUGCCAUUGGAGAAUGGGGGGAGCGCCUGGUUCAUGCAUUCCUCACACACUGGAAGGAGAGUGACAGCCAGCACAAACCCAGGGACAUUAUGUGGGCAAACGAGAAUGGGGAGAGUGGUCUGCCCUAUGAUUUCAAGGUCAUAUUCACCUCCAUGAAUGAUGAGCAGGUGGAGACCUUCAUUGAAGUUAAAUCUACAAUCAAAGCUGAGAAGAACUUUGUCCAACUCUCAGCUCAAGAAGUGGACUUGGCAUUGAAGGUCAAAGAUCAUUACCACUUGUACAGAGUGUACAAGGCAGGGGACUCUCAGAAUGUUCAGCUGUGUCGAAUUAAGAACUUGGCACAGUGUUUGCAUGCCAAACAACUUGAAUUGUUUCUGUUUGUGUAAAUGCUAUGCUAUUUUUAGAGGUGAUUAGUCAAGUUUAUUGCUAAUUUAUAUAAAAUGCAUAAAAGCAAUGUGAACAAUUAGAAAACACUGUAGAUGUUAGGAAUAUUCAGCAGCAGUGGAAAGUAAUAUUUCAGGUGAUGCUCUUCUUAGAAUUUGAAGGUUACACCUAAAUUGUUAGCUGCUGAGUGUCUAGUUUUUUUAUUUUUAUUCAUUAUUAGCGGAUAAGAAAGAGGUUGAGGUUUAAGAUUGCACUAAUGGGAUAAUUUGGGAAGUCCUUUUUGUACUUAAUUUUUUAUCAAUGCUUUUAUACAUUUCCAAAUGCAUCCCCUAAGCAAAUAAUGCAUAAAAGAGUAUAUGUUCACUAUGAAAA